Plasmodium vinckei vinckei is the source of this 978-nucleotide messenger RNA. Its product is annotated as PIR protein CIR protein. Bases 1 to 978 code for a protein of 325 amino acids. The record is from RefSeq and is a predicted model, not a curated record. The transcript is spliced from 3 exons. NCBI's taxonomy places the organism in Eukaryota, Apicomplexa, Aconoidasida, Haemosporida, Plasmodiidae.
AUGGCACUGUCAAGUUAUGAUCUUAGGAAAGUGUAUAAAGACAUUUAUACGAUCGAUUACUAUUUCUAUGAGAAUAAUAAUUAUCAAUUAAUAGUUAAUAAAAAUUACAGUGAUUUAAUCCACAAAUAUUGUCAUUAUGGGAAUACUUCAGGAAAAGAUAAAUGUCAAAAUAAUUAUUUUAAAAUGGCUAGUUCUGGUGUUAUUCAUUUGCUAGAAGCGUUAAAGAAGUAUAAUUUAGACGAUGAUAAACUUGCCGAAUACGCUAUUUUAUGGUUAAUUUACAAACUAAAUAUAUAUUCAAAAAAUACAUUCAAAAAUCUAAGUGAUUUUUAUAAUAGUUAUAUAGAAAAAAAUGAGUAUUAUGAUAAGAAUAUAAAAGGUGAUGGUAGUCCAACUUAUAAGGAAAUUAUAAAUAAAAAACAAGAUUUGAUGAAUAUGAAUAUUAAAGAACUAUCUAAAUUUGAUGCCCCAUUUUAUAUAUUAUUUGAUUUGUAUUAUGCAUCUAAUAGUCGAAUUUUGAAUUGUACAAAUUAUUCUGGUUAUGGUAAACUGUUUGUUCAAAAUUUUAAAGAACUCAAUAAUGAUCCUAAGAAUAUAGAAAACAGUUCAUAUAGUCAAAUAUUGUCUACAUUAUCAAAUGAUUAUAAAAAUUUAAAAAAUAUAUAUGAUAAUGAUCAAGUUAAAUGUAUCGAUUUUCCAGAUCUUCCACCAUUAUCCCCCCAAAAAAUUUCUGUAGAAAAGUCUGUAGACAGUCCUGGAAAAGGUGUUGAACAAACAUUGGGGGAGAGUCCUGAAGCUACAUCAUCAAGUUCGUCGAUAUUAAACACAGUAAUUCCAGGUUUAUCGACAUUUGCAAUACCGGUUUUCUUGGGAGUUGCUUAUAAGUAUUCAUUAUUUGGAAUUGAUAAAAUAUUUCAAAGACCAUUUAUAAGAAAAAAAUUAAAAAAUAUAAAGAAGAAAAUGAAACUUAAUAUAUGA